Enterospora canceri is the source of this 1509-nucleotide messenger RNA. The record is from the annotation of a GenBank genome assembly. Lineage: Eukaryota; Fungi; Microsporidia; Enterocytozoonidae.
AUGCAAAAGAAAGAAAUACAGAAGCAGAAUCACAUGAAACAGAGUGGUGCAGAUAUUUUGAGAAAUCGACUACUUCAAACGGCAACAAAUAGGGAAAUAAGUGAAGAUACGGGAUCUAAGCUAAGUGAUUUGAGAGGAGUUGAAUAUUUGAUGGGAGAUAUCAAAUCCAAAAUGUUCAAUAUUUUGUUCAAAGCAGAUAAAUUCAAGGAGAUGAAUGCUUCUAGGCCAAAUAUUACGCUAAUUUAUGGGAUUAGUGGAGUUGGAAAGAAGUAUAUUGUCCAUUGCUUUGCACGUGAGUACAAAGUGAAAGUAUUUAACAAAUAUUUUGAGACAGCUCAGGAUGUAAAGGAUUUGUUUAGAAGGGCAGAGGCUCUAGAGAAUGCGAUUGUGCUAAUUGACAAAUUGGAUGAUUAUGAGGAAGAGAAAGGAAUAAUUCACCAAAUAAAUGUCAGUGCAACCAAAACAACAGCACUGGUUAUAAUUACGCACAAGGACAAAAACAUUAAGAUGCAUUUUGAUAACGACAUUUUUGUAAAGAUACCAAGAAUACACGAUAGGAAAGCUAUUUUAGAUGGAAUGAUUGAGAAGAUGCAGACUGAAAGCAUAGACACGAAUGGAUUAGCGUAUUAUACGCCUGGAUUUGUUCCAAGAGAUUUGAACAAAUUGGUUAAAAUAGCAUCAACACAUGCAGUAGAAAAUGGGCUGAAUUUUGUUAAAAUGGAACAUUUUGAACAAGCAUUACAUAAGUGGAAGAAUAUCGACCACUAUGUAACAUUUGAAGAGAUUGGAGCAAUGGAAGAAGUUAAGGAAGAAUUGAAAUUGUCCAUUUUGCUACCAUCACAAUUUCCAGAGAAAUUUCAAAAGUUGGGAAUUCAUAAACCAAGUGGUAUAUUGCUUCAUGGGCCACCUGGUUGUGGGAAGACACUGAUUGCAAAAGCAGUGAGCAAUAUGAGUCAUUGCAAUUUUUUGUCAAUCAAAGGUCCAGAAUUGAUUACAAAAUACGUUGGUGAUUCUGAAAAACACUUAAGAGACUUGUUUGAAAAGGCAAAGAAUCUGAGUCCAUGUGUUUUGUUCUUUGAUGAAAUUGAUAGUUUAUGCAGUAAGAGAGGGACAAAUGAGUUUGGAAAUAGGAUAGUGAAUCAGAUAUUAACAUUAUUGGAUGGGAUGGAAGAUAGAGGUGAAGUGUAUUUGAUUGGAGCUACGAAUAGGAUUGAUCAGAUUGAUGAUGCUAUGUUAAGAACAGGACGAUUUGAUAAGGUGGUUGAAGUCAAAUUACCCACGAAAGAAGGAGCAGUUGAAAUAUUUAAAAAGUGCACUAAAAACAUUCUAAUUGAACAAUUUGAUGUGACUGAAUUAGAUUUGGAAAGAAUGUCUGGGGCUGAUAUUGCAGGAGUAGCAAAAGAAGCAGCAUUAUUAUGUAUCAAAGAUAAUUUUGAUAAAGAUCAGCCAAUAAUCUUGAGAAAGUAUUUUGAUGAAGCAAUACAUAAGAUAAAAAUGAUGAAGAAGUAA